GAAGCUCAAUUGUUUUUGGAAAUGUGAGAUGGAACAUUUUGUGACCGAUUUCUUUCGCAUUGGCGCGAUGUUUUCAAAGGUAAGGCAGCUAACAAUUUUAAUUUCCUAUAAUUUUGCAAGCAAACAACAUUGCUUUUUGUCAUCACAACAUCAUUCACUGGUUAGAUAAUCUUGUCGAGGCAUCACUCACGCUCAGUGAAUAUUCAAGCGUGUAUACCCCUCGAAAUUGAGUGUUUCGAGAGGGUCUUCUUCAUGGACAUUUAGUUCAAUAUGGUGUAUAAUGUAAACACUUGCCUCGGGGCAAAACGCUAUCAACAAUAAUUACCAUUUGCUACGAAAUUAAUGAGCAGAGGUGGAAAGUUUAUUUUUUUUAUGGUUUCGGAAUGUGUGAUUCGUGAACGGGUUGCCAAAAACGUGAAAAAAAAACAACAACUUUGUUUGGAAGACAUGCUGGUUUAUUAUUUACCCACUGAUACGAAACUUUUCCGUUUGUCGUUCUGCUGAAAUUUUUUCGAGAGCUCUCGCAACUGAGGGCGAAAGUAUAAAGGACAAAGAUGAAGUUUACCGGAUCAAAUACUGAUCGGAUGUUUUACAAUACAGCAAUUUGUUAGCGCUGGAGUAAGCCAUCUCACAAAGUCGCUAAACCUUAUUUCAUUAUAGGCGAGAUUAAUUUUAAGGAAGCUGUGCCUAUUGUGAAUAGAUGAUAACGUGAAAACCACAAAAGAACGCCCCCUCGAAGAUAACAACCAUUGCAGGGACUUAACGGCAUGACGUUAUGACAAAUUGUAAUGAAUCAGUAACGGCUGGAAACCAUUGUAUGCCGUAAAAUUUUUGUCCUCGUGGUGUGGAUUCUCAACGCAAAUGCAAACAAUACUUACAUCCUUCACGGCUGAAGAAGUAGGCAACAGGUAUCGUGACAAAACUGAAUUGUGAAUCGCUUUACCGAAAAAUAUUGUGUUUAAAGCAGGGUUUCAAGCAGUGUUUUGGUAAAUGGUACAAUGAGCGGCUGUGGCUGUGCCCGAUGAAGGGGCCGUAGGCGAAAUAUGAAUUUAUAUGAAAGAUGAAGCUGGCUUGCAGGCUAAUAGGCGGCGGUAAGAAGUCUUUUAUCCAGCGGUAGACCGCCGGUAUCCGGUUCUUUUCGAAAUCCUAGGCUUUAAGUAUAUCCUGAGGCUUUUCUUAAUGAAAAGAAGUUAGUUACAGCUUCAACAAGCAAAAUAUCGUUCUAUUUUAAUGAGGAGUGCGUUAGAUGAAAGUCACUAAUAUGCAAGGGUUUUUUUUCAUUACUGUUACAAAUUAGUAGCAAUUAAGAAGAACUGUGGCUGUGUGGCUUACAGAAAGCAGGAUUAAAUUUAUGUGCGUCCUCAAGGACAACACUGCGAUUCACUAAUUUAUAUCAAUACUAACAGAUGUAAGUUAAAUGAAAGGUACAGAUAGCAUUCAAAUUUGACAAGCUUUGCCUCUGCAUCGACGAUUGGCGACUGUCUUCGGAAAUUCAUCCACACGCCUUCUCAGCCAAUCUCGUACAAAUUCCAAACUGCGCUGUUUUCCCGUCAGGAGGACGGUAUCUUAAAUUAUGGGAGAACUCUCAUAAGCUAGUUCGAAUGUCAUUAUUAUUUGCUUGGCUGGCCAUUAUAAUUACUUAGGGAGUUUUAAAGUGAUUUACUAAAUGUAAUAAACAUCACAAGGACUUCUCUCCAGGACCAGCCGACCUAUCACUCCGAUGCGAACUAGAGAGAACUGCGAUCACGUCGCACACAGUUUUCCCGCUCCUUAGUACAUGGGGUUACCCUUGCUUGUUUUAAAUCUCGCUGCUUUCUUGUUUUUGUUUACUUUUUUCUGGCUGGACUUUAUGAUGACUUUGGUUUGGUUUUGCGAUGGCCAUGACAAUUUGCUAACAUUAUAAUAACUGUUUUUGACUCAUAGGGUGACGAGGAAGACAUCUAAAGCAUCGUAAUUGUUAAUACGCCGAAAUGAUCAGUAACAUUAGCGCUAUUCAAACAAAGAAAGCUUCCUACAGAGAGAGAAAGUCGUCAACCUUGUGUCGACCAUCUUCUGGAUAUCCUUGUCUCGAUAGGCUCAAAAGACGCCGCCCAGAUGCCAAAGUGAUUAUCAAUGUUGGAGGACGUAGAUUUGUCACGUGGAAAAACACGCUGAAACGUUUUCCUCAAACGCUUCUGGGCUCAGAAGAGCUUGCAGCGCGUUUUUAUGACCAGGAUAGAAAGGAAUAUUUCAUAGAUCGCGAUCCGCAUUUAUUUCGAUAUAUACUAAAUUAUUAUCGUUGUGGCAAACUCCAUCGUUCGUUUGAAGAUUGCAAUGCAUCAUUUGAAGAUGAACUCUCCUUUUACGGGAUUAUGCCACAAGAGGUGCACGACUGUUGUUUUGACGAUGAUAAUGAAAACGAUAACGCUGAUGAUAGCAAAAGCACAGCGUCCGGGUCGGUAUGCGACAAAACCGAACAUGUAGUAACUCGAAGUUUGAUAGGACGAGCUCGAAAUUGGAUUUGGGUUUUACUGGAAGGCGAGGCGGAUUCCGGCUUCAGAGCGUUUUUUGGGAUGGUCAUCAUAUACAUUGUGGGACUUUUUAUCAUUCUUAGCAUUUUUACAACUGUCUAUGAAACUGUACCUUGCGAAAACGUGGAGAAGGUUUGCAAGGAAAGAACUCGAAUCUUGGAUCUAUUGGACAACAUUUGCGUGGGUGUUUUCAGCGUGGAAUUCUGUCUCAGACUUCUUGUCUGUCCGAAUAUUGUGGAAUUCGCUAAGAACCCGAUGAACAUCAUCGAUUUUUUAUCGAUCUUGCCUUUUUAUUUAACGCUGCUAUUAGAGUCUGUGGUAGGAUCAAACUUAGAAGCUUUUGUAGUUCUUCGAGUUUUGAGAAUAUUUAGAGUUUUCAAGUUAACAAGACAUUCCAAACGUCUGCAAAGAUUUGGCGCAGCUAUGGCCAGCUGUGUUGGAGAUCUCACCUCGUUGAUGUUUGUUUUAAUUAUUGCUGUCGUGGUUUUUGCAAGUAUGAUAUACUUUAUUGAGCGCGACGCUGUGGAAGGAAAGUUCAUUAGUAUUCCUGACAGUAUGUGGUAUACCAUCGUUACCAUGAUCACACUGGGGUGAGUUGUUCAUACAGCAGACCAGCUAAUACCCCAUUCAUUCCAGCAGAAUAUGUUUAGUUAAACCGGGUUGAACUGAAUGAAAAUCAGAGACAAAAAAUGCGUUAAAUUUGAAGUCGGCAAACAUCGCUUUGAUCAGCUUUUAUGAUAAAAAAAAUUCAAAACCGUUUUUAACAAAACAACCUUAAAACAUGUUUGAACUUCAGUGUGUAUAAGGUAUAACUUAUGCUCAGCUUUAGCAUAUAAGUAGAAUAAAAAUGUAUUUUGGCUAUGUUGCAUAAAUUUGAUUGCUAGUUAUGACUAAAUUAAGAUAAGUAAUUUUUGCCAUAGAUGUAUUAGACUGAGUGUGGGAAGUAAUGCAGGAUUAUAUAUGCUAAACUAAUUUAUGCUCGCAUUUUGAUUCGUUCUCAUCUAUAAUCUAUUGGAGGACAGGCGCAUAUUGGAGGCAUGACGUCACCCAUGAUUAAAAAAUUUUACUUCUUUAUUACAUAAAACAAAUAGAUUCUUUGUGAUCGAUUACUGAACAGGCGAACGCGUACGCCAACAUGGAAUUUGAUCGUUAAGUUAUACAAUAGGCUAGAUUAUUAACGCAUUUUGAUCGGUGAGCACUUAUGAUCUAUUGGAGGGCAGACACACAGAUAACAUCGUCAUUAAAAACGUUUUUCUUCUCUUUUAUACAAAAUAAAUAUAUUCCAUUUUGCUGUGUGGUUAGAGUAUCAGUGACCGGCACAAUCAGCUGCGCCUCGUGUGUUAUUUUAUAGUACUUGCCACAUAAGGACAUCAUCUGUGAUCUAUUGCUAAAAAGGCGCAUGGCACCAUGGAAUCUAUUUGUCAAAAAUGCAUCAUUUCAGUGCGCGCUGACUCCAAGAUUUUUAAUUUUUCUCUUUAUUUAUUUAUUUAUUUUCGUUUUUCAGGUAUGGAGACAUGGUCCCGUCCACAUUUUUAGGUCAGACUGUAGGAGCCAUAUGUUGCGUGGCUGGUGUCAUACUGGUCGCUUUGCCGAUACCUAUAAUUCAAGAGAAAGACAUCUUCAAGAAACAGAUGCUCAGCGUUUAUAAUGUGGACGAUUUGCAAAAGAAAAUUAAGCAAAUGAGGAAAAGUGCGGACAGACAAGAGCGAGGAGAUCCCUCGUGAAUUUAUUAACCUCGCAAACUCUAAUAUCGAUAUACGCAUUCUCAUUUUCUACUUCCAUACGUUGCUUGUUAUAAUGGUUGGGAGAAGGUACUUUUUGGUCAGGGACUAAGAGAGACUUAAACCAAGAGACUGAGUCCUCUACGGGAUAAAAUUUCCUAGAGUGACAAGAGGAAUUCUGGAGCAGUUAAAUUCGUUUUGCUUUACUGUAUGCUACGAUUAUUUUUAGAGAAGCUCGCGUCUCUCUCUCAAUCAAUGAGAUGCAAAACUAAUGCCAUAAACGUUUUGAUGGUACUUGCGUUUUCCUGCGCUUCUGGCAGUUUAAUAUUUGUUUUUGGGGCUUUUACUUCUCAUCAGCUGCUUGCAGUAAUUUCCUUUUGUCUGAUUGGCUGUUGAAGGCGGUAACCUUCAUUUUGCCUUCAUAAUAACACUGAAGUGAAACCCGGCUUGUAGGUUUUACUCGGGAAAUAAUCCCUAUCAUUUAACCUUAGAAAAAUAAAACAAUGUUGUAUUGCCCUUGUUAUACUAAAAAAAUUUCAUUCCUAAUUCCUCUUCAAACUUUGACCCCUGAGAGUGACGAGCAUAUAACAUCUCUACACAGUAUCAUCCCUGAAACUCACAGUAAUGUCACCAGAAUAAAGGAAACGAUUGUAAAUUCAAUAGAAGAAGGAUAUUAAGGCGCUCAACCUUUUUUGAAAUUAUUGUCAUUUGAAUUAAUGAAUACUUUUGCUACGGAUUCAGAGCAUUUGCGACGUGCAAAAGUUAUUUAACUCUGUUGGUAUGUAAACGUCAAAGGGGUAAGAAUAAGCUGAAAGGAAACAAGGAUGGAUUAGAACGGAUGUGUGAUAGACUGGG
Messenger RNA from Pocillopora meandrina, 5086 nucleotides. The record is from the annotation of a GenBank genome assembly. NCBI's taxonomy places the organism in Eukaryota, Metazoa, Cnidaria, Anthozoa, Scleractinia, Pocilloporidae.